Messenger RNA from Bradysia coprophila, 1548 nucleotides. RefSeq lists its product as uncharacterized. The record is from RefSeq and is a predicted model, not a curated record. Lineage: Eukaryota; Metazoa; Arthropoda; Insecta; Diptera; Sciaridae.
GUAAACAACACCGAUAGAAAUUGGACGAAAACAAACGCAGAAAAUAUAUAACUCCGUUCAUUUUUCAUUAAUUAUCAACAAGAAUUUUAUUGAAGAGGCUUUAUAAACCAUUGAUUCCAUUCGAAUUUGUCACGGACCAAUACAGAAACGUUUUCAUUUACCGAUAAAGUCAAAUGUUAUCAAUGAAACACAUUAGAUAAGGGAUCCAAAAACGAGUGUAUGUUAAAACGGGAAAUUGAAUCGACGACACGAAAAGCCUUCACACAAGACCAGUGAUAACUAACCGAAAAAUAUAAUUCACUUUUCUCUACUUCAAUAAUUAUUAUUGGGUGCUUUUCCCGUCGAUUUAUAAUACGCGUUGCCUCGCAAAGAAAAAAAAACAGGUGAAAUUCAGUGUGUAGGAUUCGUGUCGAACUGUCAAAUUAGAAUAUAAUACCAAAACACAACAAAAAUGUCACAACAACCGCCAGUCAAUGCAGAUGAUUUAAAAUCACUUAAAGAACGGAUGAAUUUGAUUGCAGCAGCUGAUCCGAAACAAAAACUGAAUGAAUUUUCACUAAUUCGUUAUCUUCGGGCAUUUAAAAAUGUUGACAGUGCGUUUCAGGCCAUCCUGAAGACAAACAAAUGGCGCGAAGAAUAUGGUGUAAAAAGUCUGCCCACCUCACCGGCUAUCCUGAACAAUGCCGACAAGGCACGCGUGCUGAAGCACAGAGACUGUUCGGGUCGUCCAGUCAUAUACAUUCCAGCAAAGAACCAUAACGCUUCCACACGUGACAUCGACGAACUGACGAAAUUCAUCGUAAAUUGCUUGGAAGAGGCAUGCGACCGAGCAUUCGAGGAAGUCAUCGACAAUUUGUGUAUCGUUUUCGAUUUAGCCGAAUUCAGCACGUCGUGCAUGGACUAUCAGUUGAUCAAAAAUCUGAUCUGGCUGCUGGGCAGACAUUAUCCCGAACGGCUUGGCAUUUGUUUGAUCAUCAAUUCGCCGACGAUAUUUUCGACUGUGUGGCCGGUUAUACGUGGAUGGUUAGACGAAAACACGUCCAAGAAAGUGGUGUUCGCUAACACAGAAGCAGAACUUUGUAACUACUUGAUACCCGACAUAUUACCCACUGAUAUGUAAGAUUCGGCCUGAACGUUCAUCACGCAAAACAUCAUCGAUUAGAACAAAUUCGACAAAUUGCUUUGCCAUUAAAUCCGAACGCAUCGAAUGAACUGCUGUGUUGGAUGAAUAUUUUUUGACGGAGUAAAAGAGAAUGGUGAAAGAUUUAACCACUUAAUUAACUUAGUAAAUUAUUUAACAAACGACGAUCAAACACAAUACGAAUAGAAAUCGAUGUUUAGCCAAGCAAAUGAUAGUGAGAAUUAUUUUUGUAAAAAGAACAAUUCACUUUACCCUUUUGCUAAUUAAUAUAUGAAAUCUAGAUGGUAGAGCUUUUGAAGCUCUGUAUUUUAGUAAAACUAAUUUUAGAGGCCACCGAGGCGACAAGUGAAAGUUAACCAUUGUACACUAAUUGUAAUUAAUUUGAAAUAAAACACCAGUAAACGGCA